AUGUUAGCUGCUCUGGUUGAAAGGUGGAGGCCUGAAACUCACACCUUUGUAUUGCCGAUCGGUGAGGUUACAGUGACAUUAGAGGAUGUCGCUCAUAUAUUCGGCCUACCCAUUGAUAGAGAGCCUGUCAGUGGAUGGACAGAUAGUAGUAGCGAGUUCGUUCAAAGUCAGGGCAUAGCGAUAUUCGGUCGUAAGCCAUCAGUCAGUCAUAAUGCGAAGUCCUAUAUAAAGCUGGGUUGGGUUCGAUGUAUCAGAGACGCAGAGCCGUUGGACACUGAGGAGUCCAUCAAGAGAUACAUCAGAUGUCAAAUCUUCUAUUUGUUAGGGUCGACCCUACUCACGGACAAGUCGACCGCAUAUGCCCAUGCGAAAUAUCUACCAUUGCUUCGCGUUUUCGAUCGGAUCCAUACUUAUAGUUGGGGGUCAGUAUGUCUCACACAUCUUUACAGAACAUUAUGCCGUGCAUCACGAUAUGAUACAAAGGAGAUGGAUGUCCCUCUGAAUCUGUUGUUUGUUUGGGCAUGA
Arachis duranensis is the source of this 525-nucleotide messenger RNA. Its product is annotated as protein MAIN-LIKE 1-like. Lineage: Eukaryota; Viridiplantae; Streptophyta; Magnoliopsida; Fabales; Fabaceae. Bases 1 to 525 code for a protein of 174 amino acids. The transcript has a single exon. The record is from RefSeq and is a predicted model, not a curated record. Gene Ontology annotation, biological process: meristem maintenance; meristem development.